GAUAUUUUCCCUCUUCCUCCCUCUCCACUCCCGCACGCGCACACACAGAGCAACAUUUGAGCUUAUUUUCUCCUCUCUUGUGCACGAACUUCCGAUGCUUUGUGGUUGAUUCCAAAGAUGGCUUUCUUGCUGCAUGGUUCUUGUUCUCUUUCGUGUUUAUAGUCCGCCGAUGGCGUUUUCAUCCACUCGGCCUCUCUAUCCGGCAACCCCAUUGCUCUUCAGAUAUGGAAUGACAUGCCCACCUCGAAGAAGUCUUCAUUUCGCUUCUUCUUUGUGUCGUUUUUCCUAUAACUCCAUCGAUUCAGAGGCUAUAAAGGACAACCUGUCGAGGAAAAACGAUAAGUUGUACACUUCGAAAUCGCAAGCGCUUCAAAAUCAUUCAAAUGGGAGAACAUAUAGCACCGAUGGUGGGUGGCUUGAAAAAUGGGGCGAUGCUCAGCAAGCCAGUGUUCGGAAGAAGCCUCAACCUGUGUUGGACUACAGAGAUGGUGAGGCCUCCAGUGAGGAGGAGGAUGGUGGUGGGGACAUGGGGAACGAUUUGGAAGAGGAGAGUGGUAGUACAAUGGACAGAAUUGUGGAGAAAUUGAAGAAAUUUGGCUAUGUUGAUCCGCCGGCGCGCUCGAAGGGCGAGCCAAGAGAAGAGAGGUGGCCGGAGAAAGGCUCAGUCGAAGACAUUUUCUACGUUGAACCAGGUGUUCUGCCGAAUUCGAGAGGAGGAUUCUCGGCAGAGUCUCCUCUAGGUCAGCACUUCGAGGAUGAUGACGGAGAGGCUCGGUUUCCAUGGGAAAAGCGGGUUCAAGAGGUAUUAGAAGAUGGGAGCUUGGCGAGGAAGAGAAGAAGCAAAACAUCGUUUGCUGAAUUGACUCUUCCAGAAUCCGAGUUGCGCAGGCUGAGGCAUUUGGCAAUUCGGACGAAGGGGAAGACGAAGAUUGGCGGCGCGGGUGUUACUCAGGAGAUCGUGGAAGCAAUUCAUGAGAAAUGGAAAAAAUCAGAGGUGGUCAGAAUCAAAUGUGAAGGGUCACCUGCACUCAACAUGAAAAGGAUGCAUGAAAUCUUGGAAAGGAAGACUGGAGGAAUGGUGAUUUGGAGGUCAGGCAGUUCCCUUUCUUUAUAUCGAGGAGUGAAUUAUGAGGUUUCAUCUAAGCAAAAUAGUCAAUAUAGAGAGAACAAACACAGAACUAGUCCAAGUACAUUUGAUCUACAACCUGGUGUGGCUCAAGGUGAUUUGCCUGAAAGCAGAUCAGUUAGCAGUGGUGAGGCAUCCAGUUCAAGCUCCAGCGAUGAGAAAGAUGUUUCAGAAUCUUCUAAAAAACUCAAAUAUGAGCAUGAAAUAGACAAACUUUUAGAUGGUCUAGGUCCAAGGUUCACAGAUUGGCCAGGUUGCAAUCCAUUACCAAUUGAUGCAGAUCUUCUUCCUGGUGUGGUUGCUGGCUAUAAACCCCCGUUCAGACUUCUACCUUAUGGGGUCAAACGCUCACUUGGAACAACUGAAAUGACAUCUCUUCGAAGACUUGCAAGGGUAUUGCCUCCUCAUUUCGCGUUAGGGAGAAGCAGGCAGCAUCAAGGCUUAGCAGUGGCAAUGAUAAAGCUAUGGGAGAAAAGCUCUAUUGCAAAGAUUGCUCUCAAGCGGGGGGUUCAGGUCACUACUAGUGAGAGAAUGGCUGAAGAUAUAAAGCAACUAACAGGAGGCACACUUCUAUCCAGAAACAAGGACUACCUUGUGUUCUACAGGGGUAAGAAUUUCUUAUCUGCUGAAGUAACAGAAGCAUUAUUAGAGCGGGAAAGAUUGGCCAAGACCUUGCAGGAUGAAGAGGAAAGGGCACGGUGGAGAGCUUCUCUAUCAGUUACUUCAGAUGUACAGCCAAGUGCAGAGCCUCAUACUGCUGGCACACUAGGGGAAACACUUGAAGCCAGUGCUCGGUGGGGAAAGAAACUGGAUGAAAGAGACAAGAAAAUGAUGAAGAGGGCUGCAGAAAAGGCGAGGCAUGCUGAUUUAGUGAGGAAGCUUGAGAACAAAAUGGUUUUGGCCCAGAGGAAAUUAAUGAAAGCAGAAAAAGCAUUAGCCAAAGUAGAAGAAUUUUUGAAGCCAGCAGAAUCUUCAGUUGAUCCAGAAAGCAUCAGUGAUGAGGAGCGCUUCAUGUUUCGGAAGCUUGGCCUUAGAAUGAAAGCAUUCCUGCUACUGGGCAGACGAGGAGUUUUUGACGGCACAGUUGAAAACAUGCAUCUGCAUUGGAAGUACAGGGAGCUGGUUAAAAUAAUUGUAAAAGCAAAAACGUUCGCAGAAGUGAAGAACAUAGCUCUGUCGCUUGAGGCAGAAAGUGGAGGUAUACUGGUCUCUGUGGAUAGGGUAUCCAAAGGGUAUGCCAUGAUUGUUUACCGAGGCAAGGACUAUAAGAGGCCACCUACUUUGAGGCCCAAGAAUCUCCUAACCAAGCGCAAGGCUUUAGCUCGAUCCAUAGAGCUUCAGAGGCAUCAGGCAAUCCAAACUCAUAUCUCAAAUCUUCAGAAAAGGGUGGCAGAUUUACGCAAUGAACUAGAUCAAAUGGAAGAUGUGAAGGAACAUGGAGAUGAUGAGCUAUAUGCAAGGAUUGAUUCAGCAUAUUCUUCUAAUGACGAAGAUACAGAGGAUGAAGGAGAGGAAGCAUAUCUUGAGACCUAUCAGAUAGAUGAAGAUCUAGAUGCAUUUGAUGACAUUAAGGAAUCAAGUUAUGGUGUAGAUUCAUCUGCAAUUAAUUCCUUUACGGCACAUGAUAGCAAUCUCCCAACGAGAUGGGGAGGAACAAUGUCACAUGAUUGAAGAGAAAUUUCAGGGAUAUAUCAUCUUGUUGAAGGAAAGGUGCAGGCAUUAUGUUUGUCGGUGAUAUUCAAUUUGGACGGCUUAUCUAUGAGAUUGACUCCACGUAGUAAAUUAUGUCCAGCCCAAUUACUUAUUUCCUGGUAUCGAUGACGCUUCCAUUUCGUAAGCUUACGAGAAGAACUACCAGACGUGGUCGGCGCCUGAAGGUUCAGCAUCUUGUUCGUGAAAAGGAAAUCGUACUCCCAUCAUGUUAUUUCAAAGAUGGUCACGUUCAUGCUACUUGGUUCCACCAAGAAACAGCAAAAGAAAUCUAUUUCCCCAUUCGUCCCCUUUUUUUGGCGAUGUACGAAAUAGGUUCUUUCUGUGGUAUUGAUCUCCAUGUAUAUGCACAUCUCUGCAAUUUUCGGUUGACGCUUGAUUGUACGAAUAAUGCAUUCAACGUGAACUAUGAUUUCUCUGUGGUUUUA
Messenger RNA from Nymphaea colorata (pocket water lily), 3264 nucleotides. Its product is annotated as CRM-domain containing factor CFM3, chloroplastic/mitochondrial-like. Gene Ontology annotation, molecular function: mRNA binding. The record is from RefSeq and is a predicted model, not a curated record. Gene Ontology annotation, biological process: RNA splicing, via transesterification reactions. Bases 134 to 2797 code for a protein of 887 amino acids. Lineage: Eukaryota; Viridiplantae; Streptophyta; Magnoliopsida; Nymphaeales; Nymphaeaceae. The transcript has 11 exons.